This is a messenger RNA of Actinia tenebrosa (Australian red waratah sea anemone), 2943 nucleotides long. Its product is annotated as pyruvate dehydrogenase [acetyl-transferring]-phosphatase 2, mitochondrial. The record is from RefSeq and is a predicted model, not a curated record. Lineage: Eukaryota; Metazoa; Cnidaria; Anthozoa; Actiniaria; Actiniidae. Gene Ontology annotation, molecular function: [pyruvate dehydrogenase (acetyl-transferring)]-phosphatase activity. Gene Ontology annotation, biological process: protein dephosphorylation. Gene Ontology annotation, cellular component: mitochondrion.
CGUCGAAGGCUAAGUUGAGCCAGCUAUGGCGGAAUCUAAACAUCAUUGUUUUAAAACAACAGGCAAACAACACUUAUUUUCGUCAUCAAAAUCCCAAAUAUUUCCAAAACAAAAACCGCUCAUACCAUGACUUAUAUAUAAGUUAUAGAUGAAGCUAAAAUAUCUAGGAUUUAGUUUGAAUUUCGGUCUCAAAUUUGUGUUCAAAAAUUGUCUAUUUUGAACCGAGUUGUGAAUAUUUCUACAAAUGGCAAAUUCAAAUGGUAUUUCUUCAUUCCAUUUUGGAAAGAAUGUAUACCUUUUGGGGCUGAAUGUCAGUAGGAGAGGACAAAGAGCUUUCUACAGUGGAAUUACAAGAGGAAAAUCUAACUUGGAAGGUUGUUGCAAGACGCUACAAGACAGAAAAGUAUCAAGUAGAAAGAUUAACACUGAAUUGAAGCCUAGAAAUCGGAAAAAUCAUCCAAAUGAGUCUUUAACUUCUAGGUCUGUCGUCCAAGGCAGCUUCUUAAAGGUUUUUAGGACUCACCAAUGUUUCAAUUCAAGAACAUUUGUAACUAGUCAACGCCUACGACUUCAAGAACCAUGGAUGAUUUCAGACUAUGAGGUGAAUUCCCUUGUUAAUAGAUGUGAGACAGCAGCUUCUGUUAAUCGUGGUAUUAUAGAUCGUUAUGAGACCAAUCAACUUGCUUCUAACCAGCCUGUUGAGGAUCGCAAGUUUGUCGUUAGCCUACUUCAUGAAGAUGGGGAGCAUUUAUUUGGAGUUCUCGAUGGUCAUGGAGGUGAUUCCUGUGCUCAAAGUGUCAGUCACAGACUUCCUGAUUACAUUGGAUUAGCUCUUUUACCACCAGAGAUUUUAAUGGAGUUAGGUAACGAUGUACCUGACGUGAGGGAAUAUCUAACAAUGACAAGUGAUUCCGAACAUAAUGGUUAUAAUUACAUGGAUGACCCAAUAUGCCGUCAAAGUUUAUAUAAGUAUUUUAAGAAGCUUAAGAAGAUGUAUGUUUCGAAAGGUUAUCAUGUAGGAAGUAACUUAAAGCAGAGGUCAUCCAGAGGGCUAUUUACUUCUUUCGCAGAAUUCCAUGACGUACGGACAUCCUUCAAAAUGAAUGCAUUGAGUCAUGCAUUUUUGAGCCUUGACGAAGAUAUCUCAGCAGAAGCUUUAAGGUUUGAUGAAGCCGGUAAAGUUAACGAACAUGCUUUUGCAGCAGCUAAUGCUGGAGCUUGUGCUUUAGUAGCACAUAUUAAUGRAACAGAGCUGUGUAUUGCCAAUACUGGGGACUGUAGAGCAGUGCUUGGUGUGGAGAAUGAAAACAAGAGCUGGUCGGCAAUUCAGCUUUCUUCUGAUCACACGACAGGUAACCCAGGAGAGGUUGAGCGUAUAGUCAGCCAACAUCCUCCAGAAGAAGCCACCACCUGCAUUGAAUAUGAACGAUUACUCAGUAGACUUGCACCGCUGAGAGCAUUUGGUGAUGUGCGCUUCAAAUGGGACUCUAAAACACAGAAGGAAGUGUACAGUAAGAGUAAUUCAUCUGUAAGAUAUUUCACUGAAAAAGAACAUUUAUACACYCCUCCAUACCUUACUGCAGAGCCUGAACUGACGUCAUACCAGCUUCAGCGCUCCGACAAAUUCUUGGUCCUGGCCACAGAUGGAUUGUGGGAUAUGUUGAGUAACGAAGAGGUUGUUCAUUAUGUAAAAGCACAUGUAAACAAGAAAAAUGGCGCAGAACGUGAGAAAACUUCAAUGGAGAUUACAUACAACAAGCAAGAAUUACCCUGCGAAAUGUUGAACUCUGCUUCGUGUCUGAUCCGCGAGGCUUUGGGUGGUGACGAUCAUGUGUCUGUGAGUACGUCGUUGAGUAUUCCGUUUCCAGAUGUGAGAAGGUACCGUGACGACAUGACUAUUAUUGUUGUUUUCUUUGACUGGGAUCAGCUGGAAAUACCAAGUGAGAGUGAACAGGAUUUUCCACUUAUAAUAUAAUAAUUGACAGAGGAAUUGGCGUGGGCAUCCACCUUGUACAGUUUCGAAAUCACUCCUAUGCCUCAAGAGAUUCAGAGAUUCCAGAGAUUCCCAUGGGGGAGGUGGUGGGGACCAAUAAUUUGCAAUGGUCCAAUUCCUUCUAAAUAAUGAAUAAUAUGAAUUCCGCACAAUGUGUAAUUGUAUGUAGAUUCGCUAAUGCUAUGCAGAAUAAGUCUAAAGAUCGUUUUUAUGCAAACUAAUGAAUCUAAAAAAUCUAAUGUGUUUACCACUCCUGGGUGGACGGCUUAAUGCCUAACAGGCCUUGUGGCCCAAUCGAUAAGGCAGCUGGUAGAUCAAAUAAGAAUUUAGAAGUUGAUUUUUGUGGAGGGAGGAAAAACCGGAGAACCCGGAAGAAAAACCCUCGAAGCGGGGGAGAGAUACAAUGAGCUAACUCCACUCACAUAAAACACCGAGCACGGAAGAGCUCGAACCCGGUGUAAAUGAUUUGCUGUUUAUUCGAUUACGUCACUUCGUCAAUUACUAUUAGCGUAGUAUAAUGUUUCAGCCUCGUGGCUUUAGAUUGAAUACUGUACGGGAGGAAAGAGGUAUGUACUAUGUUAUCCUUCUUAUUUUCCACCCCCUUUAUAUCAUCAUGUAACACCAACUAUAUGAUAUAAAGGGGGUGGAAAAUAAGAAGGAUAACAUAGUACCCCCUUUAUAUCAUAUAUUUGGUGUUACAUGAUGAUUUACAAUCACCUAUACCUGAUUACGGAAGAAACCCAUCAAUAUCUUUAGAUCCAUACUUCAACGUAUACAAAUCUGUUAUGAUUUAAAGAACMAAACUUAUACAAUGUUACCAAAGUUUACGCAUGUGAUGCUAGCUUAGUAACCCGAUUAUAGUCGCUUAUAGUUAGUUAUUUAUGUCCUUUGUAUUAUGUUUUAGUUUUUACGUGAUCCAACAUUAUUACAAUAAAGAAUCGAGUAUGGAU